CCUACCCCGAGCAGAGGCAAAGGAGAGGAGAGGAGACCCGCCGCCGCUGCCUAUUCCUCCGGCGAUCCCAUCCCAUUGAUCCGUAGCCUUCCGCCUCCGCCACCACCACAAGCUCCGAUCCACAGCGCACCUCGAGCCCUACCUCCGAUGGGCGUGACCACGCGGCUGCCGGCCCCUCCAGGGGGCGGCCUCCAGCGCCGCGCGCCGCGGGGCAUCCUCCCGGCCUCGCUCCCCGUGGAGCGCCCGGCGCGGCGCCGCCUCGCGCCCGGCGUCCGCGCCGCCUCCGGGAUCCCUGGACCCGGCGGAUCGCCCGUCCCUAGGCGGACGACGCCUGCGCCGGCCGACGCGGCCGCCGCGGCGCCGCCCUCCGCCGCGGCGUCGUCUGCCUCCUCGGCCAUCGAUUUCCUCACCCUCUGCCAUCGCCUUAAGACCACUAAAAGGAAAGGCUGGAUAAACCAUAGCAUAAAGGGUCCUGAGUCUAUUGCUGAUCACAUGUACCGUAUGGCCCUUAUGGCUUUGAUUGCCGGUGACCUACCUGCUGUAGAUCGAGAAAGAUGCAUCAAAAUUGCUAUCGUGCAUGACAUUGCUGAAGCUAUUGUUGGUGACAUUACUCCAUCCGACGGUAUACCUAAAGCGGAAAAAAGCCGCCGUGAACAAAAGGCUCUAAAUGAAAUGUGUGAAGUUCUCGGUGGAGGACCAAUAGCUGAUGAGAUCAAGGAGCUCUGGGAAGAAUAUGAAAAUAAUUCAUCCAUUGAAGCCAACCUUGUAAAGGAUUUUGAUAAAGUGGAAAUGAUACUUCAAGCACUAGAAUAUGAGAAAGAGCAUGGCAAAGUGUUAGAUGAGUUCUUCCUCUCUACCGCUGGCAAGUUCCAGACAGAGAUUGGCAAGAGCUGGGCUGCUGAAGUGAAUGCGAGGAGAGAACAGAGAUGCGGAAAACAGAAGUAGAAGUGGCUAGCUCUACGUUUGAUUGCUUUAGCCUUGCUGAAAUGUGCUGUCAUGACGGGGUGAUCUGACGAGUUGCAAGGUCCAGAGUCAACUUCAAUAUAAACUUGACUUGUUGGAGACUUGGUAGGAAAUAGUGUUGUCCAAAACUCAGGAUCUGAGCCCGUCCAGAGUUCUUGGGCUGCGCUCAGGCUCGCAGUACGUACUGAGCAAUUGCUAUAUACUCCUAAUAGUUAGGGAUCUAAGGAGACAUGCGUUUUCAUGAACUCAGGUAAUAAUAAAAUAAUAGUAACAUUUUCUGUUUUACGUUUUACAUUUGA
Messenger RNA from Oryza sativa Japonica Group (Japanese rice), 1262 nucleotides. RefSeq lists its product as uncharacterized. Gene Ontology annotation, cellular component: cytoplasm. The record is from RefSeq and is a predicted model, not a curated record. Lineage: Eukaryota; Viridiplantae; Streptophyta; Magnoliopsida; Poales; Poaceae. Gene Ontology annotation, molecular function: 5'-deoxynucleotidase activity.